CAUACUGUCAGGAGAUAUAACAGAUGGAACAGACAGAAGAAUAAUAUACAAGGGGUCGACAAAAACCGGUUAUAACCUGACCGGCAGAAAUGGAAGAUAAUCGCCUCUGGGAGGAAUUGCAUCAGUUGCGGAAAAAGAAAAAGGAUGAGUUGCAAAGCCUGCAUAAAUUGCUGGAAGACAAGAGUAAGAACAAGAGAGAAAAAAAGUACCGUGAUCCAGAACCACCUAAACUUGUCCUCUCUAUCAUUGGUGAUUCGAAAAGCUUUGUACCUAAACCAUGGAUAACCUCGGUAUUUCAAUAUGGACUCAUAGAAACCGCAAAAGGCGCAAAAGACAGUUUGAUUAUCUACAAAGGUUCAUCGGAAACAGUUAGCUGUAUCGUGAGAGAAGCAGUUGAGGAUUUUAAUAGAUUGCAAUCAGAAGGUGAUGAUGUCUUUAUUAGUCUAGUGGGAAUUCUUCCGGAAGAAGACAUGUGUGAAACCAGCAUCGAUCUUGAUGAGGAACAAAUCCAUCUUCACGACAAAAAGAAACAUACAGGCGAAGAACAUUACGGAUGGGACUACUGGCAAAAGAAAAACAGCGACUGUCUCCUUGGAGAAAUAUAUAAUGUUUGGCUGGGGAAUAACAGGUCGUAUGCUGAGUUUCAUGCAUCUAUGCUGAAAGGAUUAGUAAAAAACAAAAUAUCUUUCAUGACACUCGAAGGCACGCCUUUGCAAUGGAAUGUUCCAGUUCUAACAAUAGUAGCAGAAGGUGACUUAGAUACAAUAGAAGCUGUUGACCAAGUUCUGAAGCAAGACUUGCCUAUACUGAUUGUAAAAGGUUCGGGAAAAGCAGCUGACUUUAUUGCUGAAUUCAUUGAGAACGAUAAAAUAAGUAUAUCUGAAUAUAUCAAGUACAAAACACCACUGUUAUUUGGUAUUUCUUCUCAUGACCUUAUGAAAAGAGAAUUUGUCAGCAAAGGUUCUGGUUCACAAAAGCAUCAACGAAAUGAUCUCGAGUCAAUCAUGAAAGCAAUAAAAGAAAACAAAUGCUUGCUAACGAUAAUUGAUAUAAACAAACAAACACAGCCUAAAGAGUUUACAGAUGCAGUAACAAGAGCGAUCAUUAGCGGAUGGUCUCGAAACAAACCUGAAGAUGACGACCAGAUUUAUGGCAACUUAGAAAAUGACCAAAUUAAACCAGUACAAAGCUAUUACCAUGCUUGUAUCAACGACGAUCAAUUUCCGUUACCAGUUGAACCAAAUAUGAAAGAAAAAGUCAAUCCAACAUCAGUAUCUAUAAAUGCUAUGGGCGGGACAUUGCGAGCUGAUAAUCGGAAAUUUAAGGAUUCCAUUAAGGAAAUACUGACUCCAUCAUCUUUACCACUUUAUUAUUACAUUGCAUAUCAGCUUAUACAAGAAAUACAAGGAGAGAAAAGGGCUACAAUAGAGAAUUUCAAUAUGCUGUUGAAAGCAGCUAUUGUAGCUGACAGAGAUGAAUAUGUGUCGGUAUUAUUAGAAGAAGAAGGUGUAGAGUUUGAAGAUAAAUACUUUCCUCAUAUUUAUACGGAAACGAUUCAAUCUCAACAAAAAGCAAAGACGGCCCUUCGAAAUGUUUUUAAGUGGGGUUCCUCACCAGUCAUUAAGCAAUUUAAGGAUUUAUGCUUUCCCGAGGAAAAGGAGAAAAAGAAAAAGGAGAAAAAGAAAAAGGACAAACAAGUUAAUCAAAUCUUACCAAUUGAAGUGUGUAUGAUCGCAGGUCGACAGAUUUGUCAGGCUUUGUUGGGGUAUCCUAGAGAUACCUCUCUAAACAGAAAGGAAAAAUGGUCCGCAUAUCAAGACCUUCUGAUAUGGGCAAUUUUUGUAAACAGACCAAAACUAGCUACCAUUUUCUGGAUGAAAUGCGAACAACCGCUAUUGUGCGCAUUAUUGGCCAGUAGUGUAUACAAAAGAAUGGCAGCCAGUGCUUAUGACCAGGCAACAAAGUCUGACAUGACUGCUCAGUCUAGGCUCUUCGCAGAUAGAGCAUUAGAUUUGCAAUCGAGAUUGUAUGACGAUGACGCUGAGCUUGCAAUGGAUUUAGUUAUCACAGAAAAAAUCGUUUGGGACAUCACUAUAAGUCCAAUGCAAUGUGCCUAUGAACAUGAUAUGCUGGACGUUCUUGCUCAAACAUGCCCUCAACGACGUUUAAAUAAAAUAUGGUAUAGCGGAAUAAGUUCUAGUCUUGGAGGUUUUUGGAAGAAAGGCUGUUUAAAAGCUUGGUGCUGUUGCUGCAAGAAAGGUUCACCUUGUGAAGGACCAAAGCUUUUUGUCGCUCCUCUUACGAGGUUUUUGUUACAUUACGUAUUUUUCUUUGGUGCUUUGGUAUGUUACAGUAACUUCCUCUUACAAAUGGAUGUAUUUCAGGGAGUAGUCUCAAUUGGUUUCAACGAGAAAGUUGUUUAUUUGUAUCUAGUAGGAGACAUUCUUGAGGAGUACAGAAAUGCGGUUUGGAAAGAUGCAAGUUUUGUAACGAAGAUGAGUAAAUCUACACAUGAAAACACAUUACGUCAUUCACGGUGGUAUAGACUGAAGAAAUAUUUAUUUAAUUUCUGGAAUAUCCUAGAUGUUCUUUCAUAUACGCUGACUAUCGUGGCUAUAUUUGUUCGUGUGUUCAGGUCAACAAAAACAAACAAGACUUACAGACGUUUUUUCAGCAUGAGUCUGUUUGCGAUGUACAUGCGAUUUCUUCAUGUCCUAUUGAUGUCAAGGAAACUUGGGCCAAAAAUUAUCAUGAUCAAAGAAAUGUUAAAGGAUCUCUUUCGAUUCAUUGGAAUUUUAUUUGUGUUUAUGGUCGGUGUUGGGGUACUGUAUCAUGCAAAUAUGUACCCAAAACAUGUUGAUAUGUGGAAUCAAGCAGGAUGGGAAUACUGGAGAAUAUGGAAAAUUAUUUAUCUUCCCUACUGGCAAAUAUAUGGCGAUUCAUUCUUGGAUACCUUCAGUGAAAAUAGUACAACGCCAUGUACCUCAAUACAAAGUGAAUGGGAAAACAAUCCUGAUAUAGAACGAUGUAAUCAGUAUGAUUGGAUACUUUUGGUGAUUGCCACAUUAUAUAUGCUUAUAUCAAACCUUCUCCUCGUCAAUCUUGUGAUAGCUUUGUUCAGCUAUCGAUUUGAACGGGUCCAGGAAAACUCAGAGAAAUUAUGGCGAUACUUAAGAUAUGAAGUCAUCAUGGAUUAUAAAUCAAGAAUACCUGCUCCUCUGAAUAUAAUUUUCAGACCACUCAACAUGUUGUACAGGUGCUGUAGGAAUGACGAUGAAAGGAAACAACACAAACCAGAUAGAAGAUUGGUGGAUCGAAUAAAUACACUCCAAUCUGUGAACGCAAUUAAUUGCGUGUAUAAUAUUUGAGAUGGAAACAGAUGGCUGAAAAAGAUAUUAUCAUUAAUAUAUAUACGCAAAACUUUAAAAAGAUUUUACUAUACGUGUUAUCUAUGAAGACCUAGGCUAUUUAGAGACUUUUUCUACGUUUUUCACAUUCUUUGUAUAUAUUGUUUUUAAUUUGCUGAUGAAAUAUAUAUGUCCUGUAAAACUUUUGAUGACUGGAUAUAUUUUGGAUUUUUCAUCCCAAUGAUUUUACAUAAAUCAGCACUGAUUAGAUUAACAUAAUAUGCAACAGUGCUCGUCUCCUUGACGACUUCUUCUUAUUUUUACAUUAUUCGGAUUUCUUCAGAAACUUGUCAAAAAUAAGAAGAUCAAAGAAGCAAGAUCACUUAAUUUCACAUUCAGAUAUAUUGAUGAUGUUUUUUCUAUUAACCAUCCAAACUUUUCUUUUCUGAUUGGGUUCCAUUAAUAAAUCCUCCAGAACUAUAAAUUAAAAAAACAACAGACACGGCUUCCUCCGCCUCAUUUUUUAGUCUUAUACCUUGAAUUUGACAUAAGCGGUCAUCUUAGUACCAACAUGUAUGACAUAACUUUCCUCCACCUUAGCAGCAAUAUACCAACUUCACCUGCAUAUGGGAUAAACAUUUCCCAAUUCAUUCGGUAUUCAAGAGAUUGCAGCUGCUACUCAGACUUUAUAAAACGUCAUCAGUGUCUGAGCAGAAAGUUGAUGAACCAGGGUUUUAUCAAAAAACGUCUCGUCCUUCUUCUAAAAAAGUUCAUCGGAAGAUCCGAAGACCUUGUUGAUAAUUAAUACAUGAUGGUCUUGAAGUAUAAAUUCUAGGUAUUGACGUUGUUUAGCAUCUACAUUACGUGUUAUAGUGGUUUUUAUUUGUCUUUGUAUCUUUUUAAACUUUACUUUUCAGUCAAUUUUUGGUGAUACUUUUGGUGUGGUUUCGGUAUUUAUACAUCCCGCCAUUGUAUUAUUGUCCUAUGGUCAUUUUUUAUAUUCUUGUCUUUCAUUUUUGCUUAUGUACUUUGUCUAUAGAGUGUAUAUAUGCCAUUUUGUUUUUCUUUGAUAAAAUAGUUAUUUGUGUUUUUAUAGUGAUUAAGAUUAUAACACAAUGUUUACUGCUGUACCAUUUGACAAUUUUACUUAUGUCUGUUUGUUUUCCUCACACAUUGUUGUCAAUAUAAUCGAAUUCUAUACGACUGUCAUAAAAGUGAGAGGUUUAGCUAGCUAUUAAACCAGGUUUAAUCUACCAUUUUCUACAUAAGGAAAUGCCUGUACCAAGUUAGGAAUAUGACAGUUGUUUUCCAUUCGUUUGAUGUGUUUGAGAUUUUGAUUUUGCCAUUUGAUAAAGGACUUUCCGUUUUGAAUUUUCCUUGAAGUUUGAUAUUUUUGCUAUUUUACUUUUUGCUAAGUUUGACGUUUUUUUCUUUUAUUACCAUGACGUUGUCAUUGUUUCUUUGGCUGGUGAGUUGUUAAUGUCCCUUGGUAUCUUCUGCCUCAUUUUUUAUCAAUUAAAAGCUGAAUAACGUUUACAGCAUAUGUAAAAAGCAUACUUAGGUUUGUGAAGUAUUGAUUGGAUAUUAGAACGACACAAUCAGACCUGCUUACAGUCCACAGGAAGUGAUGUUACCCUCCUCCAGGCACAUUGUUUGAAGAUAAGCUGAUUAGUUCUUGUUUUUACUUCAAAUGUCUCAUGCUUGUCGAGUUAUUUCAGUCUUUGCUUUACCUUGGCGGGUACUGAACCUCGAGCUCCCGCAUUCGAACCAAAAGCGUAACCACGAGACCACCGAUGAUAUUUAGUAGACUUUUUACUGUUGUGGUUGUUUUUAAUUUAGAAUUUUAUUUUGUUUGAUUGCUUCUAAUGUUUUCCAUAUUUGAUUGUUUUGUUAAAGCGUUACUUAUUAAGUUUUACUUUAAACAAACUGGAAGUGCACAUUACAAUGUCAUAAGUGUCCGAUGGAGACGGUUCUCGGAGAGUUUAAAUUGGCCUUUAGAUUUUGAUGAUAUUAAACUUUGACCACAAAAGUACUACAAUUUGUGCAUAGAAAUAGUUGUAAUAAUAAAUUAUUUGUUUUUGGCAUUUCACAUAAUGAAUUAUAAAGUUAAGUUAAGACCCUGAGCUAUGAAUUUUUGUGUUGAAAAGUCAGAUUUAGUCCAAAUGUUCAUAAUUUACAACGGAUUUUAGCAUAGAUAGUUUGGUUGUAACCCCUGAUCUAUUAAACAAUUGUUGCGUCGCGUGGUUCAACAUUGAAAUUGGCACCUUUUGGUAACAGAACAUUUUGUAUUGUCGGAAAAGGCCAUGGGUUUUUUCCUGAAGUUGUUAAGUGAAAACAAGUUGCACGAAAUCAUCAUAUUUUGACAAAAUAUAAAAAAAACUAUUUAUUUAAUUAUUUAUUUAUUUAAUUAUUUAUUUAUUUAUAUGAACAUAUAAAAAUGUAUUUAUAUAUUUAUUUAUUCUUAAUAUUUCUUCCAUGACAAGGUUCAGUCACUCAAUUUUUUUCAUAAUCCUAAUGUUUAUUCUUUUUUCAAAGAUAUGUAUUCCAUAUUUGUCAAAUAUGAACCUUUUUCACAUACACUAUAAACGAAUUUUAGUCUGAAGCGAUGAUUUUUAUUUGAACCGCUCUUAAAAGACAAUGAAAUAUUAAGUCAUAAUCAGUUUUUCAAUCAAUUAUCAGACUUAUCCACUGCGGUAUAUUAAGUACUAUUCAGACAAU
Mytilus californianus (California mussel) is the source of this 6065-nucleotide messenger RNA. RefSeq names its product transient receptor potential cation channel subfamily M member-like 2. The transcript has 21 exons. Gene Ontology annotation, cellular component: membrane. NCBI's taxonomy places the organism in Eukaryota, Metazoa, Mollusca, Bivalvia, Mytilida, Mytilidae. Gene Ontology annotation, biological process: calcium ion transmembrane transport. The record is from RefSeq and is a predicted model, not a curated record. Gene Ontology annotation, molecular function: ligand-gated calcium channel activity. The coding region runs from base 90 to 3368 and encodes 1092 amino acids.